AUGACCCUGGAGAAGUCUGACCUCUGGAAGUCCUUCCACAACCUAGCGACUGAGAUGAUAAUCACCAAACAUGGCCGGAGGAUGUUUCCCCACUGCAACGUCAGUCUAUCUGGACUCCAACCCUAUGCCAACUAUGUCCUCAUGGUGGAUAUGGUUCCUGUGGACAACUUCAGAUACAGGUGGAAUAAGGGCCAGUGGGACAUGGCUGGGAAAGCCGAGCCCCAACUCCCAUGUCGGACGUACGUACAUCCGGACUCCCCCGCCCCGGGCUCCUACUGGAUGAAGCAAUCGGUGUCCUUCCUCAAGCUCAAACUCACCAACAAUACUCUGGACCAGCACGGCCAUAUCAUCCUGCACUCUAUGCAUCACUACAUCCCACGCUUCUCUGUGGUCCAGGCUGACAGUCUGUACAAUGUACGCUGGGGACACUUCCAUUCCUUCUCCUUCCCUGAGACCUCCUUCACUGCAGUCACCGCCUACCAGAACACUAAGAUCGCUAAACUGAAGAUUGACCACAACCCCUUUGCUAAGGGAUUCAAAGGGGAAAACACCCGUACUCAUAGCAAGAGGUGUCGAUCCAAGAGUCCUGGGGAUGCUGCAAAGAAAGACAAAGAAGACAAAGAUCCAGGAAACAAAAGUCCUCCAGACCUCCAGAGGCCAAAACUAAACUGUGAGCCAGAAGAACAGAGAAUGACCCUAGGAGCCACAGAGAACGUGGUUUCGGGUAAGGAGGAUCUCUUGUCCCCCUGGGCCUUGAAACAGGACCCGUCCCAGAGGCACAGCCUGCACACUGAAAUACUGGAGCUCCACGACCACAGACAGGAAUACAGCACUGAGGAGCAGAUGGUGCCUGGCCCUGCAUCUAUGUCCUACCAACCAUACAGAUCGGUUGAGAAUUGCAGACUUCCCUCUCCCUCCUCUAUAGUGGAGGAUGGUGAAUGCAGGCGCAGCUAUGAGUCUCACGUUCCAGAUGUAGCCACUGUCCCUGGACACGAGACUACCAGACCUGGCCUUGUCAGGGACAUGGGUCACCACCACCUCACCUUGGCUCCAGCCAUGCCCCAGGACUACAGAGUGUCCCCGGUCCAUCUGCCCAUGUCCUCCAAAACCUACCCUGGGAAUAUGGGUUACAGUUACCCCCUCUAUGGCCACUACUCCACUGACCAGGGUAUGGGUCAGUGGGCUGAGUGUGGUACUGGACAGUAUUCUGGACCGUACUUUCCUCACCACCUGCCCUUCCUCACCAGUCAAACGCUGACCACAGACCAGGGCACCCUCCCAACGCAGUUUUUAUCAUCAUGGCAACAUAGCGGCAGAGUGGAGCUGGAGCCAGAACUUAAGUUUGGACAACGAGGCUGAUCUGACAAACAGAUCAGAAUAGCUGACUCAGACUCACAAAGCGAAGGAGCGGGCUUUCACAUUGUGAAGAAAGAUACUUGGGACAUUUCAGAAAAGUUUCAGAGGGGAAAAGUUGGUGAUAUUUGUGCAUGAGGUCCUAACAAAGAUAUCUUAAUGUGUGUUCUUUGAACUUGUUCUCUGCUAUGUUUGUCAAG
Salmo salar (Atlantic salmon) is the source of this 1553-nucleotide messenger RNA. RefSeq names its product T-box-containing protein TBX6L. Gene Ontology annotation, molecular function: DNA-binding transcription factor activity, RNA polymerase II-specific; RNA polymerase II cis-regulatory region sequence-specific DNA binding. Lineage: Eukaryota; Metazoa; Chordata; Actinopteri; Salmoniformes; Salmonidae. Gene Ontology annotation, cellular component: chromatin; nucleus. The record is from RefSeq and is a predicted model, not a curated record. Gene Ontology annotation, biological process: positive regulation of DNA-templated transcription; regulation of transcription by RNA polymerase II; cell fate specification.